Molecule: messenger RNA, 1533 nt
Organism: Ictalurus punctatus (channel catfish)
Lineage: Eukaryota; Metazoa; Chordata; Actinopteri; Siluriformes; Ictaluridae
Gene: cdab
Product: cytidine deaminase b
Exons: 4
Coding region: 107-601 (164 amino acids)
Cellular component (GO): cytosol
Molecular function (GO): zinc ion binding; cytidine deaminase activity
Source: RefSeq, a predicted model, not a curated record
GAGCUGAGACAUAGUAGAAACAGUCAAAGGAUGCAAAGGGAAAAAAAGGAACACUGAGCUAUAGUUACAGACACACAGAGACACACAGACACACACACAGAGCCAAAUGGGAGACCUGCAAGGGAGACAUGAUCUGCUACAUGGACUGACAACAGGCUUGAAGAUAAACUCCUCGGAGGUAACGGGGCUGAUCCGACAGUCUCUGGAGGCUAAGAAAUUUGCGUACUGUCCAUACAGCAAGUUCAGAGUUGGGGCUGCACUUCUGGCCCAUGAUGGCAAAGUGUUCACAGGCUGCAAUGUUGAAAAUGCCUGCUCCAACCUGGGCAUCUGCGCAGAGAGGACUGCCAUCGCAAAGGCCGUAUCAGAAGGAUAUAAAAAUUUCAAGGCCAUUGCAAUAGCCAGUGAUUUGUGUGAACAGUUCAUCUCCCCCUGUGGAGCGUGCAGGCAGUUCAUGAGGGAAUUUGGUGGCGGCUGGGCGGUGUACCUGUCCAAACCGGAUGGUUCCUAUGUGGAGAUGACAGUCGAAGAACUACUGCCUGAGGCUUUCGGACCGGAGGAUUUGAAGAGGAAGAGGGUACACAGUAUUCCAAACGAAUUUUAAGAUUUGAAAAUAAUUUGGUAUAGUUAUAGUGACAUUUUGCAGACCCUUCUCCCCCAAAUAUCCAGUGACACAGAAGCUAAUCCAAGCAUGUAUUAGAGUGGUUAAAGGCAAAGGGUUUUUGUUCGAGGACCCUGAGGAAAAAGGAUCUUCUAGGAUUCAACACUUCCCAGAAUUAGGAUAAGAGUAAAACAUAUGGUAUGAAGGUAUUUGUAUUAACAGUGGGACCAAUCUUCUGGUGGCUGAUCAUGAAAAAAAAAGUUAGUGGGCUCCAUGUACAACAACGUUUUCCUCUCAGACAGGGUUCAAAAGUAGCACCCCUUUAGGAAGAUAUGAGAUAUUAUCCGUUUAAAAAAAAAAAAAGCAGCAAAAAAACACUCUUUAAACCUGUUUUUCAAGGAGUGGGAUAUGGUAUAUGUAUAUUCAGGCUGUAUAGGAUUUAUUUUAUUUGUGAUUGUCGCAGCAACAAAAUCAAGCAUUUUUUGCGACAUUUGACUUUUUGGUGCUUUUUUUUUGUGGAAAACUAUUUGAAACGAACUAAACUAUUUUUUGGCAAAAUCACAAUUGAACGAAAUGGUUUUGCAGUCUUUCACUGUGAUGUUUGUUGGUAAAUGAGAUUCAGCUUUGCAUGAAUGUGUGUUGUGAUGGCAUCACAUGAUGCGUCUUGGCCCAAAUCUGUGGUAAUUUUGAAAAAUCACAAGCUCCUCCGAAUUUUGGAGCAUUAACGGAUUUACUAUCUUACAUCCUUGUGCUUUUGUUCUUUUUACUGAUACUGCUGUCAAAAUGUGAACCAUGGUUUAUUAUUUUUGGUGCAUUUCACGUUUGUAAUAUGAAGAAAAGAAAAAAAUUAUUUCAAUGUACUUUACAAAAUUUUAGACGGUAUUUAAAUAUACGUGUGUGUGUGUGUUAAAUAAAGUUGAUACAAUCCCAGUUAA